This is a messenger RNA of Fusarium odoratissimum NRRL 54006, 1259 nucleotides long. RefSeq lists its product as uncharacterized. Bases 209 to 631 code for a protein of 140 amino acids. The record is from RefSeq and is a predicted model, not a curated record. The transcript has 3 exons. Lineage: Eukaryota; Fungi; Ascomycota; Sordariomycetes; Hypocreales; Nectriaceae.
AAAGAGGUCCUCACAACUAAAUAUCUUCAACUUUUCAAUACCCAAAACAUUCUCAUUCACAAUUACUUAUCAUUUCUCAACACUUCAAAUACUUACCACAAGCUCUCGGUAGGCGGAGGAUAGUGCAAAUACCACAACAAAAACCACUUACACCACCUUACCAUUUGCUAUCUCAAAAUCCCCAACUGAAGGUACAAAAUCAGUAAAAAUGGAGGCGUGGCCAGUUACAGACCUCGACAAAAUCGCCAAGGGGUGGAAAAUUGCCAUGAAAUGCUCCAAGGAGCGUCUUCAACGGGUGCAUGACCUCGCAGCUGAUGAACUGGAUGAUGCUAUCAAUGAUGGGCACUUGGUUCUCGAGACCGUGUGCUUGUUUGUCCACGCUUGCAUUAAACACAAUCAGUACAAACUUCCUCUUUCGUUUUGGAGAGUCCUCCAUGCUGAAUACGGUAUCAUCGUCUAUCCUACGGCAUUUACAGAAGACAUCGAUAUUCAAGGCCUCAACAUUGAUGUCACAUUUACUGAGGCUUACAACGGACACAUCAUGAUGUAUGGUGGAGCCCGCGGCAUCAAAUACCCUCCCCGAUGUCCCCUUGAGCUCAUACGAGAACCUCCGCCUGUCUACCAGAAGUAAACACCAAAGAUAGAAUCGUGAUGUUUCUAAAGGCUGAAACAUGUUUCUGUGUAUUAUUGGAAUUAGGUUUGGCGAUUGUGGGACGCCCGGAGCAUGGUAGCGUUGGUGGUUUAGAGGCAAGGCGAUCCAUCAUGCCAGACAGAAUAGUAGCGUCUGAAUGUUGAUGAUUUCAAUAAGAUGAAUUGUCUAAAGAUUGCGUUUAUUUCCAAUUUGCAUAAAAUGGCAUCAGCUUUCUUCACGCUGUCCGAGAGCUCCGUCUCGGUUUGCUCUCCAUACCCCCUCCUCACCUUCAAACUCCUCACGUUUCCAAACCUCAACCUUGGAUUUACACUCUUCCAACGCCUCUUCACCAGCUCGCCACGCCGCUUGUCGAUGAGGAGAUGAGACGGCGAUUAAGAUGCUCUCUUCUGCGAUAGGUACAGGUCCGAGGCGAUGGAUCAUGGCUACCCCGCGGAGACCAUGCUUAUCGCGAACGUCCUUUGCAAUGGCCAUCAUGGACUUGAGAGCUCUGGGGUGAUAAGCUGUAUAUUGUAGCUCCUUCACUGGCUUUCCUGCGAAGUUAUCGCGGGUAGUGCCUGGGCUUGGUCAGUUUCACUGUGAAUAGAGACUUGUGAGAGAUAAGAGUUUA